CCCUGGGGUGACUAUGGGAGGAAGACACAGGGCCAGAAAGGUUCCCCAAGCCCCAAAUCCCCAGUUCUCUCCUCUCAUUCCUACCUUCCAUCAUUUCUUUGACCUCCCUAGAUCCCCUAUAACCCUUCUCACUCAGACUUUAGCUACUCUCACCUCAACCCCCAACUAGAUCUCUCUUUGACUAAGGUCCCUUCCAGGGGAUCCAGCCAGCAGUCAGAAGAGACCUGGGGACCGGGGGGACCUGGCUGGAUAGGGAUGAGGGAACCAAGCCAUUCCCCAAGUCCCUGGUCCCCCCGUGGCAGCUCACUAAGCACUCUCACUCUUCUGCUGCUCUUCUGUGGACAUGCUCACUCUCAAUGCAAAAUCCUCCGCUGCAACGCUGAGUAUGUAUCAUCCACGUUGAACCUACGAAGUAGGGGAUCUUCUGGAGGGAACCGGGGAGGUGGAGUUCGGGGCCCAGGGGCGAACUCUGGUGGCCUAUGUCGCGCCCUGCGCUCCUACGCACUCUGCACGCGGCGUACUGCGCGUACCUGCCGAGGGGACUUGGCCUUCCAUUCCGCUGUCCACGGGAUAGAAGAUUUGAUGAUCCAACACAACUGCUCCCGCCAGGGUCCCACGGCCCCACCCCCUCCGCAGGGUCCCGCCCCUCCUGGGGCAGGCCCCGCCCUUUCUUCAGGCCCCCCGGCUCCGGACCCCUGUGACUAUGAAGGCCGGUUUUCUAGGCUACAUGGUCGUCCCCCGGGCUUCCUGCAUUGUGCCGCCUUCGGGGAUCCACACGUACGCAGCUUCCACCACCACUUCCACACGUGCCGUGUCCAAGGCUCCUGGCCCCUUUUGGACAACGACUUCCUUUUCGUCCAGGCUACUAGCUACCCGGUGGCAACUGGAGCCAACGCCACUGCCACGGGGAAGCUCACCAUUAUAUUCAAGAACAUGCAGGAAUGUAUUGACCAAAAAGUGUACCAGGCCGAAGUGAACAAUCUCCCAGCAGCUUUUGAAGAUGGAUCAGUCAAUGGAGGUGACCGUCCUGGAGGUUCAAGUCUGACCAUCCGAGCAGCGGCCCCUGGGAGCCACGUGGAGAUUCGAGCUGCCUACAUUGGCACAACCAUCAUUAUUCGGCAAGCAGCUGGUCAGCUCUCUUUCUCAAUCCGGGCAGCUGAAGAAGUAGCAAGGGCAUUCUCAGCUGAGCAGGAUCUACAGCUCUGUGUAGGGGGAUGUCCCCCAAGCCAGCGACUCUCCCGGUUGGAGCGACAACGAAGAGGAGCUCUGACCUUUGAUACUGCUAGGCAGUUGUGCAAAGAAGGUCUACCAGUUGAAGAUGCUUAUUUCCAUUCAUGUGUCUUUGAUGUUCUGACCUCUGGUGACCCCAACUUCACUCUGGCUGCUCAAGCUGCCCUAGAGGAUGCUCGGGCCUUUUUGCCAGACCUGGAGAAGUUGCAUCUCUUUCCUCGUGAUGCUGGAGUUCCCCUCAGGCUUACAGCUCACCCGACCCUCGUACUUACUGGAAUCCUUGUUUUCUGGUGUUUCAUCUGAUGAACACUCCCACAACCACUUUAGUAACGUAACUAAUGUAAUGCUUUGAGGGCCUUCCUUUGACCCACCUAAGGGAAACAUUUGGUAGGAAUAACAUGGAGAGGGGGCAGAGUAUUUGAGGAAAGGUAAAAGGGGACAGUCUCAAAAUGGCCUGAUGAUAUUUCCCUACAUAUACAAAAAUGGGCUAAAAUCAAGGGUUAGAGUGACCACAGGAUAGAGAAAUGGGGAUGAGGAUGAGAGCAGGACUAGAGCCUUUGUGGUCUAUACCUCUCUCAGGAAGCCCUUAAUGAGCUUCCCAGUCUUUAUGAUGAACAGAUUCUCCUACCACUGUUUCCUCUGGAGUGAUCUAGAGUCAUGGAAGGUAUGAGGUCCUGAUUUCUGAGUAGAAAUAAUUCAAGAGGUAUACGUGUUCAUUACCUAAAAAAAAAAAAAAGGCAAUUUGGUACUUGGGUAUAUACAUGAUUUCACUGGUAUAGGCACUCCCUCUAUCAGUGCAGAUCAAAACCCCUUCAGGCUUUUGCAUCCAGUUCAUCACUACAUUUGCCCAUAAGCCCACCAGAUUAGAUCUAUCCAACACACUGGCCUCCCUCUUGUCCUUUUAGUAUCACAGGGAUGCUAAUUAAAAUUGUCAGUCCUUCAUUUUCAAUAUAUGACUUGACACCUUUCCUGGUAAUAUAUCUCUUUGAUUUUUUUUAACAUAACUUCUCCAGUGAAAGUCUCUUUUUUAAGCAAUAUUCUGCAGCAUAGAGAUUCGGAGUAAAAAAAGCAAACAAACCCUGGGUUCAGGACCUGGCUUUGCCUCUUCCUAGCUCUGUGACCCUUCUAUGUAAGCUGCAAGUUCUUUAAGCAACAGUUUCCUUUUCUAUAAAAUAGUAAUAAUAAUGCUUACCACUUAGUAAACUGUGAAAUGGUAUUCAAAUGUGAGCUAUUGUUACUUAGACCCACCAUAUGGCUUUUCAUUACCCUUCUGGUUAUUCCUAAAUUUAAUUCUUCUGCGAUCAUGAUCUUCCAUGAUUAGAAGCCAUAUUAGCAUCUCAAGAUGAAUGAAUACUGUUGUUUUAAAGGAUAGACUUUUUCAAUACAGAGCACUUUGGACUCACUGAAAUCACUGCACAACCCACAAAAUGGAAAAAAUAGAUCCCAUGCUUUUCAUUUACUGUUUUCCUUUUCAGUACAAAUAUCAUCUGUCAGGAAAAGGGCUAUAAGCAUCUGAGUUCAGGAAUGAUUUUCCUUUUUGUCUUUGUGUCCUCAGUGCCCAGCCUAAAUUAAGAGUUUAAUAAAUGUUUAUUGAAUUGAAUGGAGGAAACUACAUUGCUUUCUUCUUUUUGAACUGUCAGAGUGGAAUUUCUAUGCCUAUGCCUUAGGCUUGGAGAAUUUCACUGCCUUUGGGAAGGGGUACAUGGUAGACAGAAACUCAUCACCUCCCCCCAUAUAGUCUUCAAUUAAAAUUUUUAAUUCCA
Messenger RNA from Trichosurus vulpecula (common brushtail), 2993 nucleotides. It is a transcript of the gene HJV, whose product is annotated as hemojuvelin BMP co-receptor. The coding region runs from base 256 to 1533 and encodes 425 amino acids. The record is from RefSeq and is a predicted model, not a curated record. The transcript has 3 exons. Lineage: Eukaryota; Metazoa; Chordata; Mammalia; Diprotodontia; Phalangeridae. Gene Ontology annotation, molecular function: coreceptor activity. Gene Ontology annotation, biological process: BMP signaling pathway. Gene Ontology annotation, cellular component: plasma membrane.